Messenger RNA from Trichomycterus rosablanca, 560 nucleotides. RefSeq lists its product as uncharacterized. The transcript has 3 exons. Bases 70 to 348 code for a protein of 92 amino acids. The record is from RefSeq and is a predicted model, not a curated record. NCBI's taxonomy places the organism in Eukaryota, Metazoa, Chordata, Actinopteri, Siluriformes, Trichomycteridae.
ACACGGAGCGCAGCUGAGACGGUCGACUGGAUAACAACACAGAAAGAGAAAUUCUGUCAGUGAAAUAAGAUGGAUGGAGACAAGGCUCAAUAUUCAUGCCUUAUGGAGUCUCUGAAGAGGAGACGGCGGCUAGGCCCUGACGAGCUUAGACUUAUUGCUGAACAUGACAGCGAUGAAGAUCAUGAAGGCAUGACCAUUGAAGAGGAGGACUUCAUGGACAUGGAGCUCCUGGAUGAAGGGGAAGAAGAGGAUGAAGAAGAGCAAGAUGAGCAGAGGGAUCAACCAACAACCUCCUAUCGGUCAAAGUUCAGUGUGCAUUGUUCAUUGGAAGGAGGUGACUUGAGGUAAUUAUCCAUUGUGCAUUGUCUGUUAAAUAUUUUGUAGUGAAUUUUUGGCAAAAUGGCUUAGAUGAGAUUUGAUAUCCUGUUGCCUCAAAACUGUUUACUGAAUUGUUCAAUGAUUAUCCUGAACAAAUAAUUGCUUUUUCUUGUAUUGUUGAAUUGGAUUAUUUGAGAGUUUGUUUUAUGGAGUGAUGCAUUGUUCAUUUUUCUUCAAUAGUG